Messenger RNA from Mustela lutreola (European mink), 1197 nucleotides. RefSeq names its product late endosomal/lysosomal adaptor, MAPK and MTOR activator 5 (gene LAMTOR5). Lineage: Eukaryota; Metazoa; Chordata; Mammalia; Carnivora; Mustelidae. Gene Ontology annotation, biological process: cellular response to amino acid stimulus; positive regulation of TORC1 signaling. The transcript has 4 exons. Gene Ontology annotation, molecular function: guanyl-nucleotide exchange factor activity. The record is from RefSeq and is a predicted model, not a curated record. Gene Ontology annotation, cellular component: Ragulator complex; cytoplasm; lysosome. Bases 125 to 400 code for a protein of 91 amino acids.
GUUUGUCCCUUCGGAGGCGCCGUCCCCCGCUGCGCCCGGCCCGGGUCACGUGAGCAAGACGCGCCCCGGGCCUGGGGCGGAGCAGGAGGUGUUGAGUUGCGGGAUCCCGGACCGGGCUGGCGGCAUGGAGGCCACCUUGGAGCAGCACUUGGAGGAUACAAUGAAGAAUCCAUCCAUUGUUGGAGUCCUGUGCACAGAUUCACAAGGACUUAAUCUGGGCUGCCGUGGGACCCUGUCAGAUGAGCAUGCCGGGGUGAUAUCUGUUCUAGCCCAGCAAGCAGCUAAGCUGACCUCAGACCCCACUGAUAUCCCUGUGGUAUGUCUAGAAUCAGAUAAUGGGAACAUCAUGAUCCAGAAACACGACGGCAUCACGGUGGCGGUGCACAAGAUGGCCUCCUGAUGGCUCAUGGCGGUUCUCCAGCAGCCUGUCGUCGGGGCUCGAUCCCGCCUGUGUAAAUUAUCUUAGACAACUACACCAGUCCCAAUAGUCAGGCCAUUUAUUUCGUGUGCAUUGGGCACUUUUCUCUUAAUUUUAGAGUAAGCUUCUUUUGGACACUCAAUGGACUAACUUAUCCAAAUAUUAGUAAGAAAGGAUCAUGUUUUGAAGCAGCAGGUCCCAGUCACUUUGUACAUAGAAUUUUCUUACAUUCAAUAAAUCUGGUCAGAGGAAAGCUUGGCUCUUUUCUGGAUUGUUUAAAUUCUUAGCAAAUGUUCAUUUUUUUGGAUUACCAAAUUAUAAUUUUUUAAAAAUCUUUGCUCCAAGUCCAUCUCUUCUCUCUCAGAAGCUUCCUGAACUACAGACAGUCUCACACAAGUGUCUAUGGAUACUGAAAACUAAUUAAGCCUAUUCCCAUCCCAUAACAGCUAUUAUCAUUAAGUACCUAUUAGAUACCACAAAUUCAUGUAAUUCUCACUGAUAACCCUAUAUGAACUCUUAGCUGUCCCAUUUUGCCUUUGUCUAACUAAGGCUAAGGGAUUCGCUGAGUAACUCGGGGACGCCUGGGCAGCUCAGACAGUUAAGUGUCCGCCUUGGGCUCAUACCAUGAUCCCAGAGUCCUGGGAUCAAGUCCCACAUCGGGCUUUCUGCUUGUUGGGGAGUCUGCUGCUCCCUCUCUCCUCUGCCCCCCACCCUGCUCAUGUUCUCCCUCUCUCUUGCACUCUCAAAUAAGUAAAUAAAAUCUUUAAAAAAAAAAAAAA